This is a messenger RNA of Bombina bombina (fire-bellied toad), 7638 nucleotides long. RefSeq names its product solute carrier family 30 member 10 (gene SLC30A10). Gene Ontology annotation, biological process: intracellular zinc ion homeostasis; manganese ion transport; zinc ion transmembrane transport. Lineage: Eukaryota; Metazoa; Chordata; Amphibia; Anura; Bombinatoridae. Gene Ontology annotation, molecular function: zinc ion transmembrane transporter activity. The coding region runs from base 866 to 2227 and encodes 453 amino acids. Gene Ontology annotation, cellular component: membrane. The record is from RefSeq and is a predicted model, not a curated record. The transcript is spliced from 4 exons.
CAGAGAACGGGGACACCUGCUCAGCCAACAGGACAAGGACAUCAGGUACCGAUCCCACACUGCAGCUCAGCCAACAGGACAGGGACAUCACGGUACCGAUCCUGCCCUGCUCAUCCAACAGGACAUUGACAUCACGGUACUGAUCCCGCACUGCUCAGCCCACAGGACACCACGAUAAGUCACCAGAUCUCCCGCACCUCAGGUCAGCAAGGUCCAUCAGUGUAUAAAGUUGGUUCUGCUCGGAUCUCCUAUACUGCAAGAACUGCUCCAGCUUUAUGUACUGACCUGGUGUUACUGCAGUAAACCAGUUUAUCCAGACAGAAUUCCAAAGAAAAAAUACAACCAAGAAGCAAGACCGAGUCAGCACUGUAACACUAUAUAGAGGUGUUGCUGCCUCUACACGCUGUAUACGAUAUUGCUCUGACAUCGCACCGGGUUAUCUAAUAGUGACCACAAGAACCAGAACUUACCUACACUGACUGACUCCUGCCAUUGUUACACAACUCUCAGACAUUACAUGCUGUACCCAUUGCACACAGAGCUGACUUAUUACACAGAGGCCCCAGACCUGGCUUCACCCAUUGAGAUCACAGACCUGGCCCCACUUUUAGGAAACCCAGACCUUGUCUCAUUAUUUGCACAAAAACCCAAGUCCUGACAGUACCCUUUGGGGCCCAGACCCAACCUCAUUUUCUGGGACACUGAAACAUCAGGCUUGACCUAACAUUAGAGACUAGAACUGAUCUCACCAGAAGAUCAACCAAGUCCAUUCUCACAAGUUACAGUGUAAUUAAAUCCCCACAGAAUUCAACUGAAAGGUCAGACAUUGUCCAGGUCAUAAGGGUCCAUCAAUUAUUCUAAAGCCAUGGGUCGCUACACUGGCAAAACCUGCCGUCUGAUCUUUAUGCUGGUCCUCACUGUGGUCUUCUUUGUAGUUGAGUUGGUGACCGGUUAUAUUGGUAACGCCAUAGCUUUGAUCUCAGACUCAUUCAACAUGUUGUCUGAUUUGAUUUCCCUGUGUGUGGGCAUCACGGCCUCCCGUAUCUCAAGACGUCAGAGUAGGGGACCCCAGGCCACCUAUGGCUACACUCGUGCUGAGGUGGUUGGUGCUCUAUGUAAUGCAGUGUUCCUGACCGCUCUAUGUUUUACCAUUCUGGUGGACUCUGUGCUACGACUAGCCAAGCCUGAGAAAAUGGACGAUGCAAGACUAGUACUGAUUGUGGGUGCUCUGGGGUUACUUGUCAACAUUAUAGGACUACUGGUCUUCCAGGACUAUGGUGCCUGUAUACGAUUCUGCAAAGCAUGUUCAAAGUCAGGCAAACAACAGAACAGCAAGGACCAGUCUGAUCCUAACCUAACUAUCACACCCUACAAGAGAGAUGACCACCAGAGGAGCCAGGAAACCAACGAAGCAGGUGACACUUUGAGCAUCUCAGAGGAUUCAGAGGAUGAAGAAAUCAAGAAGGAUGAGAAGAAGGCGUCAACAUUAAACAUAAGAGGUGUCUUGCUUCAUGUAAUGGGGGACGCACUGGGGUCAGUAGUAGUGGUAGUAGCUGCUGUCAUAUUUUACGUGCGUCCUUUAAAAGAGGAAGAGCCAUGUAACUGGCAAUGCUAUAUUGACCCCAGUCUCACUAUCGUAAUGGUGGCUAUUAUUUUAAUCUCUGCCUUUCCCCUUAUCAAAGAAACUGCAACCAUUUUGCUUCAAAUGGUGCCCAAAGGAGUUGAUGUAGGAGAAAUCGGCAUAAAUUUAGCUGCAGUACCUGGAGUUAAAAGUGUUCAUGAGAUUCAUAUCUGGGAACUUGCAAGUGGCAAGAGCAUUGCAACCCUUCACGUCAAGUUUCAAGAUUUACCUAGUUACCAUGAUGCUGACCGUAAGAUACGAAAAAUCUUCCACGUGGCAGGAAUUCAUGCUGUCACCCUUCAAGCUGAGUUUGUAGAUGAGAAGGAUAACACCCUAAAAUGCAAUGCUCCUUGUAUCUCUGCAAAAUGUGAUGCCAACUUAUGCUGUAGCCAGGAACUGAUACCGUACAGUGAAGAAAACCACAGAGCGAUGGCGAAAGGAAAAUCCUCGCAAGUAUGGUAUAGAAGCAAUGACUUGAACACAAACGCUGAAGUAGAAAUUUCCGUUGAACCUCUGUGUGGAGAGGAGGAGUUUAAAGAGAAGGAAAUGAUAAAUGGUUUUAAAAUAGACAAUCACGCAAAGGAACUCAAAAGCACUCGAUUUUAAACUGUUAACAUAGUAACAGUAAAAUGACUGAGCCGCAGUUAUCUAAGCCCUAAAUGCUACUCAGGCUAUUUAGAGUGAAGUAAGACAGGAUAUUGAGACUGCACUUUCAUUUUUCUAUAGGACAUCUUUAAAAUAGCUCCAAUUAAUAUACAUUAAAUUACGCACAUACAUGAAGCUCCGACGUUUACUGCAAGUUGUAUAGUUAUUUGAAAAUAGACACAGUUACUGACACUUAGCAAUGGCAGCCUUUAUAUAUACAAGCAGGUACUUAAAGGGACAGUAAAGUCAUAAUUAGACAGUCAUGAUUUAGGCAGAACAUACUAUUUUAAAUAACUUUCCAAUUUACUUAUUUUAUUUUAUUUGCUUCCUUCUCUUGUUAUCCUUUGCUGAAAGGUUUAUCUAGGUAAGCUUAGGAGCAGCAAAGAACUUAUUCAACAAAUGAUACCAAGAGAAUGACAUUUGUUUAAUAAUAGAAGUAAACUGAAAAGUUGUUUAAAUUGUAUGUUAUACCUAAAUCAUGAAAGCCAAAUUUUGGGUUCCAUGUUGGAAAUACAAAAAUCAUGUGAAAAAAGGGAUUGAAAAGCUCCCAUUUACUAUUAUUCCCAGACUAAUAUUCCUAUUAAUAACAUCAAAAGUCAGCAUAGGAAUUUACAGCCGUACACGUUAAUAACUGUAUUUCUAUUUGUCAGCUCUUUAAACAGAGCUCUUGUAACCAUUAUAAAUGUGGUAGAAUAAAAAGAGCUUUCUUUUUAUUCUUUAUAUUUACAUUUUUCACAUUAAAAUAAAUAGCUGUAUUUGCAAAUGCAAGAAUGGGAUUUUCCUCUUUAUUAGUUCACUUUUCUAUAGAAUAUGCCUCCACUUACUUCCCAAAGACGCUCAGUCAUUUACUGUUCCUUCUUUGUAUACUUGAAAACUAUAUGGUACUAUUCUUUGAACAUCCUAAAAUAUUAGCUAUUCUGUCAAUGAUCAAAAGAAUAUUUUGCUGACAAAUAUGUAGCAAUAAUGAAAAAAAGGUUAUACAUUUAUUCAAAUGUUUCAGUUGUAUUGAGUUUAAAAACGUAUAUCAAUUAUAAAUGGAACUGUUGUUAACACACACACUCACAUAUAUGUAUAAAUAUGUAUAUAAAAUCAAAUGUAUAUAGGCAACUUAGAAAAUAUAUGAGAAAUCUAUGUUUUUAGUUUUUUUUUGUGUUUUUUGAUGGUUUAAAAAACUUCCUCAUCCAAUUGUUUUUUUACUUGAAAUUGUACAAUAGGUUCUAGUUCAGAAUAACUGAAAAUUAAUCUCAGUUAAACAUUGUUGUGUGCAUACUUCAUAAUUCCCUUUAAACUACGCUCUCGCAAAAUUUUGGCGGAGCAUCGUUUAAGGACAGGGCUUAAAUAAAUCACAUAUUGGUGCUGUAGCGGUCCUUUUUAUAGUAUUCUUUCAUAUUCAUUGAUAUUACAUAUAUAAACGGUCAUACGGUGUAUAGCUGUAUUUAAGUGAUAAGUAUACAGUCAGAUAUAGAGAGGUAUCACUAAAGAAAACAAGUAUUUUUUUAAUAUUCAAUAAAUUAUUGAAAGUAGGUAAACUUGAAGAUUUUUGUCUUACCAACUAAAGCUAUGACACAACAGUAAUUUGUACAGUUACUGAAAACAUUUCUAAAUUAGAGUUUUCUAACAUUUAAGGACACCCUGGGGGUAUAUUCACAGUUGUGAAAGAAUCUAUCAACUGGGAACUUGCAUUAUAAAUGUACUUUAAAGGACGUAAAACCUACAUUUUUUCUUGCAUAUAUAUGGGUUUCAGCUUUCCGCUUGCUUCUCUGCUGGUUUAGAGGUUGGUUUAAAAAAAAUUGCUAAAGAUUCAGUGUUUCAAGUUUAACCCGAAAGCUUCACAGAUAAUAAUACAAAAAAAAUAUAUAAGCAAGUGGGAUUAAAACUUGUGGAAACCUGUUUCAUUCAGUCAAAGAUGGUUUCAUUUUUUUUUAACACUGUGAAUUAAUUUGGAUAGUUGUAAUUUUCCAUUGUGCAUAUUUUCGGAUAGUUGUACUUUUGGCCAAUUUGACACACAAGUCUGUUGACAGGUUGCAGCUUUGAGGAUAUGCCUGUAUAUGGGUGUUUCAAGGUUUAUUGUGAGACCUUCUUAACAAAAUAACUUUUAAAAAAAAAUAAUCUUAAGAUAAACAUAUAUUUUUUUUAACUUGAUAGUGUUCUACACCAAAAAUGCAUUUUUAAUAUAUUGGUCUACCCCACAAACAAAUUUAUGAAUCAAUUUACAAACCUAAAGAAAAGAGAAAAACAAAUGUGUGUUUUCUCAAAUAUGAGAUAACUAUUUAUUUUAUAAGGAACAUAAAAGUCAAUGCAAGAAAGUAAAUUUAAAUGUAAACAUCUUUUAAAGUAAUUUUAAUCACUAUUUUUUUGUGAUUUUCAUUUAUCCAAGAUUUUAAAUCUGCCCCUUUCCAUACACGUCGCUCAAAACCAACAGUUUAAAUCUAACAGUAAGGUCUGAGAUUUAAUAUAGCUGUAAAGACAUUUUGGUAGGUUUAUCCAUCAAUAUAACUAUCUAAACUAUCUUAGCUUGCUGUCAACUCAACAUAGAGGGCUCUUCAAUUCAGAAAGAACCAGCAGUGGGGCUGACAACAGAAGACUACUAAAUAAAUACUUAUUAAAUAAACCUUCUGAGUGUAAACAUAUAGCACAACUUGCCAAUUUGAAGAAAUUUAGUUAUUAAAGGGACAGUAAACACCAGAUAUUUUUAUAUAACAUAUUUAGUUGUGCUCAAUUAAAAGACUUUGCAGUAUACUUUAAUUAUUUAUUUUGACGCCCUUUCAUGCCAUUUAGCUCGGAAAAAUUGAGGAUUUUCUAAUUCCUAGAACUUGGAAUGAAGUCUGCUUACUUUUCGAGGCUUAGACUGCUACAUAUACACCCCUAACUGGCUUUAAUUGAUAACAACCACAAAACACUGUAUACUAACAUUAUGACAAUGACCUUGUUGUCUGCAAAUGAAAGAUCAGAUUGGCCGCUCCAAAUAAGGCGAAUUGUGGCUAUUGAAAACUAAAUGCAAGAAUAAGGAUGUGAAUUUGUUUUAAAAAAUGAUAAAACUUGGCUCAUAUAUUAUUUUAUAGAACUACAACAGACAUGUUUUAUAAUUACAAAGUGUUUACUGUUCCUUUAUGUAAAUCUAGUUUAUUAAACCCAUAAGCGUUAAGCUUUUAAAAACAAUUCAGUUGUGGUACAUCUCACAAUUGCCAGUCACUGCUUUCAGUCCUAGAAAACUUUGGAUUCCAGCUUUUCUUUUCUUGUUUUCAUUUUCCUCCAUUAUCUGUCUCCUGCUUCUCCCUAACAAACAACAAUAUUAUGAGGCCAUUAGAAAAAACAUACUUUGAUCUACUCUGCGGUUCCCUAACCUCUUUCCUGAUAGUGGCAGAGAUAAAAUAAAUGAUAAUCACUCACGUCAUCACAGUAAUUAGGGUAAAUAAGAAAGUCUCACCUUUGCAUAUAAUGUUUGAGAAAUGCACAAACAAAUGUCACAAGAACCCUGAUCCCACUGAUAACGUUCAGUCAAACUCUCUUUUAUCCUUCACCCAGUGCACAAAAAGCAGUUAAGCAAUUUCUUAUCAGACGUAGGUCAAUUACAGUAAUUCCAUUGGUGCUGCAUUCUUCGCAGAGGGAGUUGAAACCUUAGAAUAAUGUGUUAGAAUAAAUGUUAUAUAGAUAAGAUCUAUUCCACACCACCAAAAGGGCUCUACAGGUUUCCAUGGGGUUUUCAAAUGACACCAUUUAGAAAAAUAAAUACAUAUAUUUUUUAAAAUGUACACAGCCCCCCCAAAAAACCCAUUAAAAAAGAUAGUUAAUUUGCUUUGAGAGCCCUCACCAACAGUGUUCCAGUCCAUUAGAAGAUGGGAUUUGAAUAAUUUGUUUAAUUUAUACUUAACAGCUUUUCAGCCAGAAAAAAAUAUAUAUAAAUUUUGUCCUGUUUCAGCAAAUGUUUGUUUUUUAUACUCCUUUUUUUUAAUGUCUACGUUUUCACACAAACACAAUAGUAACCUAGUUUAAGAAACAACUACAAUAUUACUCUAGGCUAGUUUUUAAACAGUGACAUUUCUAAACAACUGGAAUACAAUAAAAUUAUAAAAUGAAUAUUUCUUUAUGAAUGAAAGUGGAUAUUAUAAAAUUAUGCAGAACUAUAUGAAAUGAAUUGCUCACAUAUCAGGAAUUUAUAUUAUUGGUUACGUGGAGUAAAAACUGCAUUUAAACACAUUAGGCAGUUAUCAAUACUUUAAGAAGUAGUUUCCAUUGUGUACAUUCACAUUGGAAACAUAGGCCUAGUUUCCAUUGAGGUGGUAAAUUGUGGAAACUUGGGGGAACAAAAACAAUCUCCAUAGACUUUAAUGGAGAUAAAAAAAAUUAUCACCAGUUUCCACAAUUUACUACCUCAAUGGAAACAAGGCCUAUAUUGUAUUUGUAAUUAGGGUAAUCCCACUGCACACUUCCAGUUGGCUGCCAUAGAAGAACAGUUACAUUUGACAUUUGUGAAACCCACAUAAGGCCUAAUUUCCAUUGAAGUGGUAAAGUUUGGAAACUGGUGGUAACUUAAAAAAUUCUUCGUAGACAUUAAAGGGACACUGAACCCAAAUUUUUUCUUUUGUGAUUCAGAUAGCGCGUGCAAUUUUAAGCAGCUUUCUAAUUUACUCCUAUUAUCAAUUUUUCUUUGUCCUCUUGCUAUCUUUAUUUGAAAAAUAAGGCAUCUAAGCAGUAUAUAGUUUAUCCACCAAUCAGCAAGAACAACCCAAGUUGUUCACCAAAAAUGGGCCGGCAUCUAAACUUACAUUCUUGCAUUUCAAAUAAAGAUACACAGAGAAUGAAGAAAAUUUGAUAAUAGGAGUAAUUUAGAAAGUUGCUUAAAAUGUCAUGCUCUAUCUGAAUCACAAAAGAAAAUGUUUGGGUUCAGUGUCCGUUUGAUGCAGAUACAUGUUUUAUCAUCAGUUUAAAAACUUUAACUCCUUAAUGGAAACUAGUAUUAAAUUGCAAUUUGGGCACAGUGAGAUAUUUAAAUUUCUGAAAUCCAAAGGGAUAAAAAAACCUAAUAUAUAUAAAUUAAGAAAUAAAUAUAUUUAAUUUUAUUCUAGGAGUGUUGAAUGUAUUUAUGUAAUUGGUCAAACAUUUUGUUGUGUUUAGAUGAUUUUAGUGGUAUUCUAUUCCCAUUUAGCUAUAGACUUGCAGGUACUAUCACAGAUUAAUUAAAGGCGAUUGUAUUACAACUAUAUACAGUUUUUAUGCAAAUACAUUUUUAUCUGUCCCAUGCCUCUGUAUUUGUAUGUUCAUUUACUGUUUAUACCAUCCUUGUAAACUAUUAUUAUGCAGUUUGAUUUUUUUGUGUUUGAUGUAUAUAUGUUAUUUCUUUGUUAUAUUUCAUUAAAGUUGUAUUUUUUUAA